Molecule: messenger RNA, 2625 nt
Organism: Anopheles coluzzii
Lineage: Eukaryota; Metazoa; Arthropoda; Insecta; Diptera; Culicidae
Product: serine protease gd-like
Exons: 3
Coding region: 967-2538 (523 amino acids)
Biological process (GO): proteolysis
Molecular function (GO): serine-type endopeptidase activity
Source: RefSeq, a predicted model, not a curated record
AGCAAAUCGUCUCAUGGAUCGCUCCAUCCCAAUCAUUUAUGCGUAACAGAUACACACGCAUCAGAUACAUAGUGUGAUCGAUAACGAAGAGUCCACCAACCAUGCGCGCUAACCGGUAGUAGUAUCUGCGGUGGUGAUAGUAUAGAAAAAAAAGACGGUGGCAAGGGAAAUUCCAAACCUCACUUUGCACACAGUCCAAAUAUUCGCAUCUUAAGUGGGGAGACCGUGGCACAGGAAUGUCAUAAGAGAAGAGAGUGUGAAUUGUGUGAUGUGAGAGGAGAAUAGGGACGAACACGAUCAUUCGCUCGAAGAGAGGCGAAAAGGUAGGGAAACGAUAAGCAGUGUUAGUUAAAUGAUUGCCUUUUAGCUUUUUUGGGUCUGGAUUUUAAGCUGCUCUGUAUUAUUCUUGUUUUAAGUACUCAUGGUACUCUUAAAUGUUGUAUGGACCGAGUCCAUCGUAAACAGUACUGCGAGGCAUUCGUUUAUUCCCUACGCAUCGGUUGAAAACCACAGAGCAUCAAAUUGGGCUAUGAGACGGUAUAAUACCCCUCCACGACUAUGUUACCCAAUUCGCGUUAGGAAACGGCCGGCGAUUUUGCCGUAUCCCGAACGAGUGGUAUGGUUUUUCACAAAUUCACCAACAUUUUAAUGUUUCGAAAAGAGCCUGUUCGCUAACUCAAAUUGCAUAACUCUUAUUUUUGGGGGGAGCGCAUCUUACCGGCUGUAAGAUGAACCAUGUCAGUUGUUUGGCAGACGUUAACUGUGAUCGGACACGGAAAGUUUGGAUGAGAGACUUCAUCUAGACGUUUGUUUCAAGUACGGGAAAAGUGUGAAAAUGUCUUGAUCUUGUGCUAUGAGUGAUUUAUAAACGUGAAUGUUUAGGAUCAAAGGAUCUUUCUCGCGCUUUCGAGUAAUAAAUAUCAGUGUAGUUUAUUUUCUGAACUCGCAUAAUUCUAAUAUACCAAAAUGUUAGCGGUGCACAUUAACGUGAGUCGUCGUUGCACAGUACGAUCCUCACCACCGUCUAGCUUGGUGCUGCGGACGUACGCCUUCUUACUGCUGCUUGGCUCGCAAGUGUACACUCCAGUCGAGGGUCAACGGUCACCGUGUCCAGAUGUGUUUUCGUACUGGGUGGAAGAGGGCACUAAUCAGCCGUUUGGCUAUGUGAAAUUGGAAGGUCUGCGCGCCAAUCAGGCGAUUACGCUACAGGUAGAUCUGACAAUCGCUGCCACCGUAUCGCAGAACAACAUUGGAUCGAUCACGUUGUAUAAAUCCAGCACCGAAACAGUCCGCGACAUCCAAAACAACAGACCAGCGUGGUAUCGUGUAAACUUCCCAUUCAGAAACAUCAAACCGAGCGUGCUGGCAAUUCGCGUCAAUGGUCACACAAUCUGUGCCGGUCAGAAAGUGACCGGCCAGAUUGUAACCACCAUCAACCUGCAGCACACACUAUACCCGUCGACGCAAAGCCUGGUAAGCACGAACGACGGGACCAACGUGAAUGUGAUACAAUACCAGCCCCCACAAACACCUGUGUAUCAGACAUUAUAUGAUAUCGCGCCGAUACAAAGACUCCAGACAACAGAAAAUCCACCCGUCGUGACACAAUUGACGACCACACAAGCACCUGUUACGCGGCCAGUGCAACAGCAGGAUGUUAAGCCGGUCAAACGGCAACGAAAAAAAAUAGAAUAUGUAAAAAGUAUUGAAGACGACUCAUUGGAACAAGAGUCAGAGAGUCUUGAUUGCGGUCUGCCGGACAAGGGAUUCAGUCAUUACUCGAUCAACGGAAUACAUGCGCACAAAGGCAUGUUCCCGUGGGCGGCACCGAUAUUCCACACCGGCAGCUCGUCGAAACCGAAGUACAUAUGCGGCAGUACGAUUCUCACCGAGCGGCACCUAGUAACGGCCGCUCACUGCGUCUACAAUUCGGAUGGCAUCAAACAAAAUGUUAGUGGCCUAACAGUCGUUCCAGGGAUGCACAACAUCGACAACUUCUUCGAAGCCGAUCUACAGGAGCGCGGUGUAAAGAAAAUCUUCGUACACAAUGAUUACUUCUUCGAGCAUGGGAUGCUGGUCGAUUCCGAUAUCGCCGUGUUGCUGCUCGAUGAUCCGAUCACGUACAACAAGCUCGUACGGCCGAUCUGUAUGUGGUCCGAUAGCGACAACCUGGAAAAGAUCGUCGGCGAUGAAGGUUUCGUGUCGGGCUGGGGCGUCACCGAGGAUGGAAAAGCAAAGAUUCCGAGCUACGUUACGGCCACCGUUGUCGAACGGCAGACUUGCAAUCGCAACCUGGAGCUGCAAUUUGCCGCCAAAGCACGGAUAUUCUGCGCGGACGGACAUGGUUCGGUGCCGUGCACAGGCGAUUCGGGCAGUGGGUUCGUAAUGAAGCGUGGCCCGAGGUACUACAUUCGUGGAAUUGUAUCGUUUGGACAGUUUGAUCCCAAGACUCUCACGUGUGCAACCAAUAAGUACGUGGUGUACACAGAUAUCGCCCCGUUCCGGUACUGGCUGACGAGAGUGAUGAAGUCUCAAUAGAUCAGAAAUGUAUCCUUCUUGCCAACUUUAUCCGCUUUGCAACAGUUCGCACACACAAAAUUGGUAUUAUCAUCACCCAAAAAGGGA